CGCUCCCGGAGCCCCGCGAUGCUCCGCCGCCGCCUGCCCCUGCUCGGGCCCGGGCUGCUGCUGCUGCAGACGGUGUGUGCUGGCGGUCACGUCCCCAAAACCUUGGGGUACCUGGAGAUGGGCACCUCAGGCCUCCUCAAGGAUGUCCCCUACGGCACCCUGAAGCCCCCAGCGCUGGAGCCCGGGCGGCUGAUCCCGGCAGAGCCCGCCCGGGGCGUGGGGGCACCGGUGGGCACCGGCCGGAGCCCUUGGGACUGGCAGAAGAACCAGACAACCGGGGAGCUGCUGAGCCCCCGCGCCCACCGCAAGCCCACCCUCAAAUCGAGCCGCAGCAAGAAGAUUUUCGGUUGGGGCGACUUCUACUUCAACAUCAAGACGCUCAAGUUCAGCCUCCUGGUGACGGGGAAAAUCGUCGACCACAUCAAUGGCACCUUCAGCGUCUACUUCCGACACAACUCCUCCAGCCUGGGCAACGUCUCCGUCAGCAUCGUGCCCCCCUCCAAGGCGGUGGGUUUCGAGGUGCUGGUGCCCGGCCCCCCAACUCUGCUGCAGCCAGCGCCCCCUCCCCAGCAGAGCACCCUGCCCGAGGGGCGCCCGGCCAAGGGGCUCAACUGCCACGUGGAGUACGAGAAGACGAACCGGGCGCGGAAGAACAAACCGUGUCUGUACGACCCGUCCAAGGUGUGCUUCAGCGAGCACACGCAGAGCCACGCGGCCUGGCUGUGCGCCAAGCCCUUCAAGGUCAUCUGCAUCUUCAUCUCCUUCCUCAGCUUCGACUACAAGCUGGUGCAGAAGGUCUGUCCCGACUACAACUUCCAGCACGACAAUCCCUAUUUCGGCUGAGGGCGCCGUGCUGGGGGGCGGUUGGGGACAUCAUUGGGGUCCCCUGGCACCCCCUCUUCGUCCCUCUGGGCUGGGUUGUGGGACAGAUGGUGCUGGGGGUCCUGGAGCCCACCCGAUGCCAUCCCAUCGCCGGGAUUCACUUGGGUCUGGGGGUUGCAGUUCCCAUCCCCGCAGCAAUGGGGUACAGGCGGUUCUGGGGGUCCCAGCCCCCCCCCGAGACCCCAUCACUGAGUGCCCCACGCUGGGGUGGAGCCGGUGCUGAGGGUCCCAUUCCCCCCCAGUGACAUCCCAUCGCUACAGCACUGGGGUAGGGCUGGUGCUGGGGGUCCUGGACCCCCACACAGAGACCCAUCCCUGGGGUACACCUGAUCCUGGGGGUCCCCUCCUCCCCUGAGACCCAUCAUUGGGGUACACCUGAUCCUGGGGUCCCCUCCUCCCCUGAGACCCAUCAUUGGGGUACACCUGAUCCUGGGGGUCCCCUCCUCCCCCUGAGACCCAUCAUUGGGGUACACCUGAUCCUGGGGUCCCCUCCUCCCCCUGAGACCCAUCAUUGGGGUACACCUGAUCCUGGGGGUCCCCUCCACCUCCUGAGACCCAUUAUUGGGGUACACCUGAUCCUGGGGGUCCCCUCCACCCCCUGAAACCUAUUCCAGGGGUACACCUGAUCCUGGGGGUCCCCUCCACCUCCUGAGACCCAUCAUUGGGGUACACCUGAUCCUGGGGGUCCCCUCCUCCCCUGAGACCCAUCAUUGGGGUACACCUGAUCCUGGGGGUCCCCUCCACCUCCUGAGGCCCAACAUUGGGGUACACCUGAUCCUGGGGGUCCCCUCCUCCCCCUGAGACCCCAUCACAGCAGCCCCCAUUUUGGGGUACACCUGUUUUGGGGGGGUCCCAGCCCCCUGCCCCACUGACACCCCAUCAUUGCAGCACUGCCUGCGCUGGGAAUCCUGGACCCCCACCCACUGAGACCCCCCCAGACCCACUGAGACCCCCCCAGACCCACUGAGACCCCCCCCACCCCCUGGGACCCCCCAUCCCCGAGCCCCCCGAGCCCCCUGGGACCCCCCCACCCACUGAAACUCCAUCCCCCCCCCACCCAUUGGGUGUAACUGGUGCUGGGGUCCCGGCCCCACCCCCUGGGACCCCCCCCCCACUCCCUGAGACCUCCGAGCCCCCCGAGCUCGGGGAUGCGAUUUUUGGGGGGGGGUCCCGGGGGGCCGCCCCCUCCUCUCGGGGAGCGGCUUCUUCAUCUUUUUUUUUUUGUUUGUUUGGUUUUUUUGUAAAGAAAAUGAAAAUGGAAAAAAAAGUGGAAAAUAAAGAAAAGCUGGGAAAACAAA
This is a messenger RNA of Taeniopygia guttata (zebra finch), 2180 nucleotides long. It is a transcript of the gene NXPH4, whose product is annotated as neurexophilin 4. NCBI's taxonomy places the organism in Eukaryota, Metazoa, Chordata, Aves, Passeriformes, Estrildidae. The record is from RefSeq and is a predicted model, not a curated record. Gene Ontology annotation, molecular function: signaling receptor binding.